Molecule: messenger RNA, 573 nt
Organism: Necator americanus (New World hookworm)
Lineage: Eukaryota; Metazoa; Nematoda; Chromadorea; Rhabditida; Ancylostomatidae
Exons: 4
Coding region: 1-573 (190 amino acids)
Biological process (GO): translation
Cellular component (GO): ribosome; mitochondrial large ribosomal subunit
Molecular function (GO): structural constituent of ribosome
Source: RefSeq, a predicted model, not a curated record
AUGCUGCGUCCUAUUACUCGAAUAUUCUUAACGGUAGGAAAACAGCCCUGCAGAUUUCUAUGUGCAUCGCGUGAAGCGAAUGAUGACGAGACCAAGCCAUGGCUCAAUCCGUGGGAUCACGCAGUUCCAAAGACUUCUUCAACGACUACCUCGUUUGAAGAGAUUAUGAUCGACUGGUCGUAUGUUGAAAGGUUGAUGCCUUACGACGUCGUUCCACCACUGCCCAAACACGAUUCUUAUCCGACACCAAGUGGAUGGCAGCCACCGCAAGAUCCCCCACCAAAGCUACCUUAUUAUGUUCGAAGAAAACGAGAUCAUACAUUACCUUUGUACCUGAGUCGGCGUAGGGACCUACUUAAUGAGAAAACACUAGACUUUGACUAUGUGGAGCUUGUAACAAUGAAAGAGAUCGAUGGUGAUGUUUUUGCUUGUGAGAGAGAUCUCCGUGAAUUCCUUGAAAAGGAGCUGUGUAAACCCAUUGCAACGCAUGUUGAUGAGUUGAAGGGUAGAAUAGUGAUCAAGGGCGCUGACCGAGCGAUUAUCGAGAAGUUCUUAUUCACAAAAGGGUUUUAG